Messenger RNA from Strongylocentrotus purpuratus (purple sea urchin), 1610 nucleotides. RefSeq names its product amassin-2 (gene AMAS2). NCBI's taxonomy places the organism in Eukaryota, Metazoa, Echinodermata, Echinoidea, Camarodonta, Strongylocentrotidae. Gene Ontology annotation, biological process: signal transduction. The record is from RefSeq and is marked validated.
UAUUGCCUUGCAAUGCCUCGCAAUCUACACACUGAAAUCACGUGUUUUCAACAACAUUAAGAGGACUUCUCAUAAGAAGCUGGCAAGAUGGCAACGAAACCGAUAGUUGCGAUGCUCAUGUUGUUUCUCCUGUGUUACACCUCGGAAGUCUCAGCACAGUGCAUCGAAUACUCUGUUUUGGGGAGUGGAGAAAGCAUGUAUGAUUCAUGCAUCUGUGAUAUCCAAGUGGGAUCUGUUCCAGGAUGCUCCAACCCUCCAAGCCCAGCUGAACUUAACCAGAUAGAAUAUAUACAGGCUCAGGUCACGAACAUUAGCAUUCGCAUCGACGAAGUGAAGGUGAAUGUCGAGACGAACACGGUCGAGAUCGAGAAGACACAAGCCAACCUCGAUGCCAUCACAUACAAGCUUGAGCGCAUCGAGAAUGGUGAUCUUAAGGUCAACCGACCAGAGUUUGAACUGAUCAUGGAAGAGAUUGAUAAACUGGAACUGGUCCUGGAAUUGUUAGAGGUGGAGAGAACCAACAAUCUGGAUGCUGUCGCACAGUUGGAAACAGAGCUCAAAGCCGUGCAGACAUUACUGUACGAUCUGAAGAAGACCCAGAAUGUUGAGAUUCUGCUAGAACAGAUCGAGGCACUGGAGGAGGACCUGGCACAAUGCGAGGCGAACGUGCAGCCGACCCCACUACCUGGCUCAGGAGACGACUUCUUGUUUGUGCCAUGGGAGGACGUUGCUAAUCAAGAUUCCUGCGCUCCCAUAUCUUCUCUUUCAUCUUCCUACACGGUGCGCACUUCAACCUACACGAAUGGGGCUUGGAUGCGAGACCCACUGGUCGAACCUGACAAAAUCUGGCACUUCAAAUUUCAUAGUUCAUGUCCUUCUAGCUCCAUCUACAGAUAUAUUGAGCGAUACAUCCUGUAUGAGAGCUAUGAGAGAGAAGCAUCCUCGGAGGCACAGACUUUCAGUCUAACAACAAACUAUGCCUUAGGUGGACCAGGUCUUGUAGCAUACAACGGAUCUAUCUACUUCACCUACUACAACUCAAGGACAAUGUACCGGUAUGAGGUGGCCACAGGCACGACGGUCAUUACCAAGAGUCUUGACGAAGCUGGCUAUGGCAGUACUGCUGCCUAUGAAUACAUGGGGCGUGCAUGCAGUGCUAUCGACUUUGCUGUGGAUGAGAAUGGACUAUGGGUGAUCUACGCAACAGCCAGCACGAGCAUGAAACUCUCCCGAUUGAAUCCUUGGACCCUUGACAUCGUACAGACAUGGAGUCUCAACUACGCCAAGAGCAGCUUCGGAAACUGCUUCGUCAUCUGCGCCAAGCUCUAUUGCACCAACCACUACAGCGCUAAGGAUUCCAAGAUCUCCUUCAUGUUUGAUACCGUGGCGGGCGUGGUGAGCUCCCCAGACAUCAGUCUUGGGAUUCGCUAUGGAGGACUGUAUACCUUGGACUACAACCCACGGGACCAGAAGCUCUAUGGAUGGGAUAAUGGCAAGAUGGUUCUCUACGAUAUCAGAUUUGGAAACUAGUUUCAACAUCCUACACAUCCCCUUUUAAGGUAGUCUGUCCCUUUUGCAGGCUGAAAAUAUAAAAUUAUGUAAAUCCUAUG